AUGGGCCACCAGAUAUUCCUGAUUGGGACCUUAGCAGUCGCCAUCUGGUUGUGCCUGAUUUCAGCGCUAGAUGCGAAUGCAGCACAGCAACGCGUUCAGGUUUUACGCAGAGGUUGCGUCCAGAUGCGUCUAGGUGAACGAGACGGUCUCCCACAGCUGGACCCAUCUGACAUCCCCCCGGCAAUCAAUAUCACCUUCAACGGGUUCUCCUUGUCGUGGUUGCACGGUAGAAUCGGCAAGCCGGUGCCGGAGAUCUCCGACGUACAGACCCUCAUCGAAGAUUCCCUGCCGAAGCUGGCCUUGAUCGACGCCUACGGUGAGCUGGCCCACAGGGUUGUCUCAGCCUCCCAGACCUGGGGCGACAUCGUCCGCAACGUGACCCUUGAAUACUACCGUGGCCUGCAGGACGCUUGGCUUAACUCCCAUUCCGGAAGGCCUGAUUUUGGAGGGCGACAAAAGCGGUCGCCAUAUGAUCCCGUCACACCCACCCCGUCUCAAGUUACAGAAGCAACCGACCGUGGUAAUGGCAAGUUGCGAUUCCCCACGGUGAUGGAUUUCAACAUUACCAAGCGAGUGAACCUCCUGAGAAAGCUAGCCUUCCACGGCCUGCUGUUCUUCGGCAAUGGGACGAGCCGAGAGGGAGCACCUGCUACCGAGAGCAUCAGCGUUCCCCACGAGGCUCCCUUCGAGUCCUUUCUCAAUAGCUUAUUGGCAGCCCACAUCUCGGACGUGAUGAGGCAUGCUUUCGACGGACUCCGAAGUGCGACCGGGGGUGCUACCGGGGGUGCUACUGGGGGUGCUACCGGGGGUGCUACCGGGGGUGCCACCGGGGGUGCUACUGGGGGUGCUUCCGGGGGUGCUACCGGGGGUGAUACCGGGGGUGCUACCCGGGGUGCCACCGGGGGCGCUACCGGGGGUGCUACCGGGGGUGCCACCGGGGGCGCCACCGGGGGUACCACCAGGGAUGCUAUCAGGGGACUCAGAGACCGCUUCACGGGUAUUCUUGGGAACCUUAGGGAUGGUUUCCCAACAAAUGAGACACCAACAGGCUCGAUGAGGUUCGACCCUACCGGCGGGCUACAGUUUGUCAGCCUGCUGCGAACCCUUCGGGGCCAAGUCCGGAGAUGGAUCGAAGAAGACCACCCGGACCGACCUGCCUUGUACAAAGUCAGCUGUUCGAUUGUCGGAGCAAACAGCUCCUCGUCCAUUCGCUGCCGAGUGUGCCCGCCGAAGGAGACCUCUGACGAAACCGCUGAGGUCAUCGACUCGCUCGCCUCUAAGUUGAGGGAACCGUUCUCGCUGCUGAGACUCGAGCUGCAGGAUGUUUCUGAGAGCAUCGGCGGACGAUACCGGGCUUGGAUGGCUCGUAUGAGAGGACAAGUCGCUACAACCGAAAGCAGUGAUGGUGAUCGGGGAGAUGGCGUGACACGGGAGCCAGACAACGGUGGUGGAACUCCAGGCAACGGUGGUGGAACUCCAGGCAACGGCGAUGGAACUCCAGGCAACGGCGGUGGAACCCCAGGCAACGGUAGUGGAACUCCAGGCAACGGUGGUGGAACUCCAGGCAACGGUGGUGGAACUCCAGGCAACGGCGGUGGAACUCCAGGCAACGAUGGUGGAACUCCAGGCAACGGCGGUGGAACUCCAGGCAACGGCGGUGGAACCCCAGGCAACGGUGGUGGAACUUCGGGCGAGGUUGAUGCUACACAAAUACCAGGAGAUGGUGAAAGUCCAGUCAGUGAAAGACCAAAUGUACCGGUUCUGCAAAGAGUUGUUGCCAUCGUCAGUGGACCCAACGAGAUACCCUUCUGUGGGACUUUGCUUAUCCGUGGUAGUGCAUCCGUUGGUCCUCGUCUUACAUACACAUGGGCGGUUAGUAGCAGGCAGGGCACCUCUGAAGCAUUGUCGUCUCGUCUCAGAACAAUCAACGAUAACAACCGCUCGGACUUGCAGCUGGACGGCGACCUGUUGAUGGUCGGCGUUGUGUAUACCGUCAGGCUGACUGUCUCUACGAGGGGCAGGUCGAACACUGCCUCACACAGAGUACAAAAACUGCCCGAGGAAGUCAUGAAGCCCGGAUUGGUGAUCCAGCAUCGCGGACUGGGCGAAGACAAUGUUGUUUUGGCAUCAAAAAGAAUCGUCUUGUGGGCCGAUGUCCAGUUCUACAGCAGGUGCAUUGAAUCGUCAAGCGUGGAGUUCAUUUGGACGGCGACAACGCAAGAUAAUGUGACUAUCGCCGGUGCCCUCAACCGUCGCGGCAGAAACCAAAGGUUCUGGGCGCGCAACUUACCAGCUGGGCAACCCAUCACCAUCUCUGUGGCAAUCCCUCCCAAUGGGGAGACAGUGCUCGUACGCACCGUGACCUCCAUUACCAUCACCGUGCAGCGGUCUUCCCUGGUGGCAUCCAUCAAGGGCGGGGACCAGGUCACCGUCGGCCGAGACGCUGCAGAGAAGUUGUUGCUGGACGCCUCGGAGUCUCACGAUCCGGACGACAAGAAGGCGAGUCUCCGCUACAGCUGGUCCUGCCCACGGAACGGCUCCGUCUGCACUGGACUACCAUCCUCCCUGAACGAGUCUGUCUUGGAAGUGACCCCAAGUAGCCUGAGAGUUGGGUCUUACACCUUCGUUGUCACUGUGCGUCGUUCCCAGGGCCAGGAUGAGGCCAGCGCAAGGAUGAUGGUAGAGGUUACCAACGGGAAUCCCCCACAGAUGAAGCUGAAAGCACCCUUCAAAGGCAUGUUCAAGCCGUCCAGGCGCGUGGUUGUCAACGCCCGGAUCCGCAAUGCCGCGCUGGUGGAAAGCGUUGAGUGGCGCGUCCUGAGAAACACCACCUUCCAAAGCGUGCAGAGCGCCACCACGAGUAUCGUCAAAUGGCGUGGCUCUGUCACAGCCAGCUUCAGUGUCCGUGCAGGUGUUUUGUCAGCUGGUAGUAACUACACCGUCAAGGCCAUUGCCAAGGACAGCGAGGGCAACAAGCUGUCGUCGGGCGCUACGACCAUCACCAUUUACAAUGGCGUCACAGGAUGCGAGCUAGAACUGCUCAGCUCUGAGUACCGAGUUUUUGAAAUCAUUGAUAUCAAUGUCGUGGGCUGCGUCGGAGUAGGCCAGCUGGGCUACAAGGCAUUCGUGGCCCCCUCGGCCAAUUCCAGAAAGCGUCAGGUACUGACCACUUCGGCCAGUGACCAGUCCAGGUUGAACCAGGACCGAGCCGUGGAAGUAGCCGGUGCCUCAACUGUAGCCAUCAUCGUCAAGGUGUGUGAUGAGACCCGUAGCUGUCAAGUUGUAUCUCGGGAAGGCACACAGCAGGUCAAGGAGGCUACAGAGCAAGACAUCGAGGAUGUGAAGAAUGCGAGACGGCAGUCGGUCCAGAGAGGGGAUUAUGUGGGUGCCCUGCACCAGAACGGCAUGCUGGUCAGGUACGGUCCAAGAGACGACGCCUACGAAGAAGCCCGCGUCAGGCACCGCAUGUACUUCCGCAAUGCCACGUCCGAUUUCCCCAACCUGGACGUCUCACAGUGGGAUUCUGUCGCGGUGGCCCUAGAUUCUUUCCCUGUGGAAGAAAUCGACGCUAAAGUCGAUGCGGUAGACAUCAUUGAGACAAUGUUAAUGUCCUACCUGGAACUUAAUCCGGAAGAGUUUGAUGAGGAAGCGAGAGACAGCAUCUUGAAGAAGAUCGGCGACGUGCUGAUGGACCUAAGCCCGGACACGGAAGACAGGAGGGCACUCAUCCACAGAUGCAGGAUGAAGAUGAGACAAAUCACCGCUUACGUUGGUCGCGGACUGGCAGAGGGAGACAGUAUCACCACCACGACGGUCCGCAACACCGUGCACAUCAAGAGACUCACCCUGCAAUCCGCACAGCCUAUCGAGGCUGGGACCACCAUGCUCAAGUUCCCUCAAUCUCUAGAGCACAUCGGUACCAGCAUGACGCUCAACGUCGAGGAAUAUAACGACACCGAGGACUUGAACAGUGAAACCAACAGGACACAAGAGUUGUCUGGACCAAUACGUACCAUCAGCAUGCAGUUUGCAGAUGGAAACGUGUAUGAUGUCAGGGACCUGGCAGAUCCCAUCGAGAUCACGUUCCCGCAGAUGCCGGGCAAACACAUCUGCCUGUACUACAACGAAACCGACAAAGUGUGGAGCCGGAAGGGGCUGAGAACAAAGCAAGCGAGGGCCGGCGAUCAUGUCACCUGCGAGACCGACCACCUCACCGACUUCGCCACGGCGGUCGAUCUGAACAACGGAGUUCAAGUGGAAGACUCCAAUAUAGGCUUGCCGAUUCCUAUCGGUGGUCUGACCGUUGCAGCAGUGGCUGGAAUCAUCAUGGGCGUCCUGGCCUUGUUGGUCAUCGUCAUCCUCAUUGUGUUCAUGGUCCUCAAGGUCAACAAAAACAAGAAAAUCAGUCCCACGGAGUAAGCCCGGUCAGAUAAUCCCCGGAUCAUAAUCCAUCAAAGAUAAAACCAUUCAUACUCGGUUACAUUACUUGUCGUCUACUCGGUGAUUGAAUACAAGCUUCUAUGUUAACAAUUACGAUUAUCUGGCUAAAAUCAGAUAUCAUGACAGUUUCUUUAACGCACUAGGCAUUACCACAUAAGGCAAUCCUAUUUUAUGCAGAUAGGAUGCAAAGUAAUAGUAGGCUUUCUACCAAUCAAGAAAGAGGUGAGCAAACUUUUAACCAAGGAGAAAGUUUGUUGUAUCCAGUUACGCAGGCUGAGGAUUAAGUAGGCUUCAUUUAAUA
Molecule: messenger RNA, 4741 nt
Organism: Patiria miniata (bat star)
Lineage: Eukaryota; Metazoa; Echinodermata; Asteroidea; Valvatida; Asterinidae
Exons: 20
Coding region: 1-4419 (1472 amino acids)
Source: RefSeq, a predicted model, not a curated record